This is a messenger RNA of Stegodyphus dumicola, 488 nucleotides long. RefSeq names its product terribly reduced optic lobes (gene trol). Gene Ontology annotation, biological process: receptor-mediated endocytosis. Lineage: Eukaryota; Metazoa; Arthropoda; Arachnida; Araneae; Eresidae. Gene Ontology annotation, molecular function: hormone binding; calcium ion binding; low-density lipoprotein particle receptor activity. Gene Ontology annotation, cellular component: apical plasma membrane; plasma membrane; signaling receptor complex. The record is from RefSeq and is a predicted model, not a curated record.
AGAAAGAAUGUCGGCCUGAUGAAUUCAAAUGUGGCGAUGGACGAUGUAUAAGCACUAGUCUCAGGUGUAAUCGCCAGUAUGAUUGUAGAGAUGGUACAGAUGAGUAUGGUUGUGAAACUGUUACCUGUCAACCAGAUGAAUUCAGAUGCAGCUCUGGGCAAUGUAUUAAGAGCCAUCUUAGGUGUGACAGGAAGUACGAUUGUGCUGAUGGCACUGAUGAACUGACAUGUGAACCAGCAACAUGUGCAUCAAAUGAAUUUAGGUGUGGAGAUGGACAAUGUAUUUCCCUUAAUCUUAAAUGUAACAGGCAGUAUGAUUGCAGAGAUGGUAGUGAUGAAUUAACUUGUGAUCAACCUACCUGUGAGAGGGAUGAGUUUCGAUGUUCUGAUGGACAAUGUAUUAAAAGUACCCUUAGAUGUAAUAGACAACGUGAUUGUCGGGAUGGAUCGGAUGAGCUGUCUUGUGGAGAAGCAAAAAAUGUCUUGUAA